This is a messenger RNA of Closterium sp. Yama58-4, 507 nucleotides long. The record is from the annotation of a GenBank genome assembly. Lineage: Eukaryota; Viridiplantae; Streptophyta; Zygnematophyceae; Desmidiales; Closteriaceae.
AUGCGGAAGGUGUCAGAGAAGCGAAGCAACUACAACUCUGACAUUAAGACGUACGGUCGCGGUCCGGGCGGAUGUGUCGCCGAGAGCAAGUUGAAGGAACUCGCGGACGAGGGCGUGGCUCCCACCACCACCAGAACACCUGCUGAGUGGACCCUGCACUUUCUGCAUGUGCGGUUCGGGUCGAAAUGGCAUUUCUGCAUUGUGAGCUCCCGGCCAUUCGCCAACCGUUCCUUUGAGCUAGUGCUGCUGCGCGGUUUUGGCAGCAAGAAGGCGACCACCGUCAUGGUGAAGAUCCCAUUGGUGGGAUAUGCCUGCAACGUGGUGGAAUGGCCCUUGGCAAAUGCCAGGGGCCGUGCCAAUCCCUCCCUUGACACGUCUGAGACGGUCAACCAGCAGAACGUGGAGCUGAAGAUCUCCCACGUGGUGACCUGGAUUAAAGAGACCUAUGAGAACGGGAUCCCGUGGCUCCUGCUGGCUUCCGGAUGUCCCCGAACGUCAAGAUUCUGA